This is a messenger RNA of Oncorhynchus masou masou (cherry salmon), 1617 nucleotides long. RefSeq names its product prestalk protein-like. Lineage: Eukaryota; Metazoa; Chordata; Actinopteri; Salmoniformes; Salmonidae. The transcript has a single exon. The record is from RefSeq and is a predicted model, not a curated record. The coding region runs from base 1 to 1617 and encodes 538 amino acids.
AUGGAAGAUAACUUAUUUGUGAAGACAGAUGGCAAAUUGUUUCCGCAAACAAAAAACUUGUCCAUCAGGGUUCCAACGUGUAGUUAUGAGCCCGGCUCAGCGUGUAGUUAUGAGCCUGUCUCAGCGUGUAGUUAUGAGCCCGGCUCAGCGUGUAGUUCUGAGCGUAGCUCAGCGUGUAGUUAUGAGCCCGGCUCGGCGUGUAGUUAUGAGCCUGUCUCAGCGUGUAGUUAUGAGCCCGGCUCAGCGUGUAGUUCUGAGCCUAGCUCAGCGUGUAGUUAUGAGCCCAGCUCAGCGUGUAGUUAUGAGCCCAGCUCAGUGUGUCGUUAUGAGCCCGGCUCAGCGUGUAGUUAUGAGCCCGGCUCAGCGUGUAGUUGUGAGCCCGGCUCAGCGUGUAGUUAUGAGCCCGGCUCAGCGUGUAGUUAUGAGCCCAGCUCAGCGUGUAGUUAUGAGCCUGUCUCAGCGUGUAGUUCUGAGCCCGUCUCAGCGUGUAGUUCUGAGCCCGUCUCAGCGUGUAGUUAUGAGCCCGUCUCAGCGUGUAGUUAUGAGCCCGGCUCAGCGUGUAGUUAUGAGCCCGGCUCAGUGUGUAGUUAUGAGUCUAGCUCAGCGUGUAGUUAUGAGCCCGGCUCAGCGUGUAGUUAUGAGUCUAGCUCAGCGUGUAGUAAUGAGCCCGGCUCAGCGUGUAGUUAUGAGCCCGGCUCAGCGUGUAGUUAUGAGCCCGGCUCAGCGUGUAGUUCUGAGCCCGGCUCAGUGUGUAGUUAUGAGCCCGGCUUAGCGUGUAGUUAUGAGCCCGGCUCAGCGUGUAGUUAUGAGCCCGGCUCAGCGUGUAGUUAUGAGCCCAGCUCAGCGUGUAGUUAUGAGCCUGUCUCAGCGUGUAGUUCUGAGCCCGUCUCAGCGUGUAGUUCUGAGCCCGUCUCAGCGUGUAGUUAUGAGCCCGUCUCAGCGUGUAGUUAUGAGCCCGGCUCAGCGUGUAGUUAUGAGCCCGGCUCAGCGUGUAGUUAUGAGCCCGGCUCAGCGUGUAGUUAUGAGUCUAGCUCAGCGUGUAGUAAUGAGCCCGGCUCAGCGUGUAGUUAUGAGCCCGGCUCAGCGUGUAGUUAUGAGCCCAGCUCAGCGUGUAGUUCUGAGCCCGGCUCAGUGUGUAGUUAUGAGCCCGGCUUAGCGUGUAGUUAUGAGCCCGGCUCAGCGUGUAGUUAUGAGCCCGGCUCAGCGUGUAGUUAUGAGUCUAGCUCAGCGUGUAGUAAUGAGCCCGGCUCAGCGUGUAGUUAUGAGCCCGGCUCAGCGUGUAGUUAUGAGCCCGGCUCAGCGUGUAGUUCUGAGCCCGGCUCAGCGUGUAGUUAUGAGCCCGGCUCAGCGUGUAGUUAUGAGCCCGGCUCGGCGUGUAGUUAUGAGCCCGGUUCGGCGUGUAGUUAUGAGCCCGGCUCAGCGUGUAGUUAUGAGUCUAGCUCAGCGUGUAGUAAUGAGCCCGGCUCAGCGUGUAGUUGUGAGCCCGGCUCAGCGUGUAGUUGUGAGCCCGGCUCAGAGUGUAGUUAUGAGCCCGGCUCAGCGUGUAGUUAUGAGCCCGGCUCAGCGUGUAGUUAUGAGCCCGGCUCAGCGUGUAGUUGUGCUCAGAACUACAUGUGA